GACGUUUUUUUUCAGUUCACUGUUAACUGGUUUGGUUUUUAAGUUUGACCAAGUGGUUCAUUCUCGUGAAAUAUUGAAAAUCAUAACAACUGAAGUUUAUGGUAUAAUACUGAUGCGGGGCACGGUUAUUUGAGUAUUUUUGAGAACACAGAGAUUCAGGCUUCAGAAAAUGCAACUGCAAUUCAAACGCGAGUAAAAACUAAACGAUUUAGAUCGAAGUAACUGAUAUUAGCACUGUUAAAAUGGCUGAAGACAACACAAAAUAUAAGAAGACCGGUACACCGGGAGGAGCUCGCCACGGUGACUCAUUCCAGGUGCACUUACUAAUGAAAAUCUACCAAGGAGCUGCUCGUGAUGAAAGUUUCAAAAAUUUCCGCUUAGCAACCGAAUGGGAAGAUGCCGAAAAAUUCAACGAUGCAAUUCUGGUGUGGGAAACAGAUGACGGUGAAACUCAAAAUUAUUUGUUCAUCCACGCCAAACACAAGCAGUUUCCGGAAAUCAACGAGAAACAUUUUUUUUCCGGUGAAAGAAAACGAAAAGGAAAAGGAAGACUUUUCGAUGUACAAAUAUUUUCAAUCGUUUUGUGACAUUAUGAACAACAGUAAGUUCGAUGGUGGGAACCUUGAUUUUGUGAUCUACACGAAUGCAAAACUAAAUAACAGAUUGAGGUGGUUCAUAGAAGCUGAUUUCCAAACUAGAACUAGAAGUGCUCUGAAUUUACUAGGAGGCAGCGGAGAGUUUUUUAAAGUACGAAGAACUGAUGAAUGCAUAAAGACUUUAUUAGAUUUUAGCAACAAAGAUUUCAACGAUUUACUAGAAGAGAUAGAAAAUGUGUUUAGAGAUAGCAAUGAAAACAUUAAAGCCGAUUUAAUUAAAAAGUACAGCGCUGAAUUAGACAAUCAAGUGUUUUUUCUUAAAAAAGGUGCGGUUCGAUUUACUGCCAGAUUCAAGAAAUAUGAAAAUUUAAACCCUGUAGAAAUGAAACUGCACGAGGUUUUUUCGAAUGGAAACAAAAUGCAAACUAUGAUGAGUACAAAUGAGCAACUGAUCGAAGCACUUAAAUUUAAAAAUCAAUCACAGAGUAGACUUCGAUAUUUUAAAGAAGCAGAUGUUGAGAAGUUUUUUGAAAAAUGCAUCAUUGCUACUAAUCAGCCAAACUACGAAGAACUUGUAAACCACAUAACAGAAAAUUUCAAAGGGAUGCAGGGCUCUGUCUCAGAUGAUUUGUACGCCAAAUUGAUGUUUGUAGAUCUGCGCAAAAUGAUUUACAGUUGGUUAGACUGCAAGGAAAAUGGUUUUUGUCAUUUUCUAAAGAUAACUGAAUUUACAGAGCUUUCAGCGAAAGUCCUUUGUACCAUUGCAGAUUUGAAGCUGGGGAUUUCGACAAACUUAUUUAAAUGCGCGAUGGAGAACUUUUGCAUCAAAUUUGCAAGUUGCAGUCCUCUAGAAAAUUUGAUUGACUCUAAUUUUCCGAGGGUUGUAUAUAAAAGUACCGAAGAAGGGUUUCUAACCUGUCUUAAAGUGUAUCAGAUUUUUCAUAACAAAAAACAAGACUAUCACUAUUUUAAACUAACAAAUGUGCCUCACUUUGAGAAAGAAAUAAAUAGUUUCAAGGACGCGAAUUCGGAAGUUUAUUUUCUACUGGACGAUAAUUGUCCAGAGUCUAAGGUCUCAUAUGACUUUUUCAAAUCAGAUUUGGUUGGCAAUAAAAUCAAACUCAUUUUCUUAACAUCCACUGAAGAUCGCGUCACACAUUUUUUCAGAAAUCAACAUUUUCAUUCGAUUGAUGAUUCAAAGAACAACAUGAAUCUGUUGGACAAUAUUAGUCAAGAGAAACUUUUACAGAAAUCAGUGUCAUUUCAAGGUGUUGAACUUACUUUGCAAGAAUUACUUCCGACUGAAAAUCUUCGUGCUCUCAUAAGUGACGAAAUAGUCGAAAAGUUGAUACAACAAAAACGUAUUGAAAUAGAAACUGCUUUACCUGAAUUGCAACUUGACUGCAAUACACCGAAUCCUCCAUUUACGAACUAAACGGGGGUCCGUAAAAAAAGUUUUGUGUUAUGAAUGUGGAAACCACCCAUCAUAUGGCUAUUUUCGAAACGGAUGUGAAGAGUAAGUGCAAGAAAAUGAAGUUUGGGCUCGUUUCAAAAUCCAAGAUGGCGGCUUCCGGUUAAUUGAUAUUGCUUAAAAUUCCUCACAAAAUAAAAGUAUUUUCGGAACGGGAUUGAUAAGUUGCGAUAACGAUGUUUAAGGUGGUUCUGAAACUCAAGAUGGCGAUUUCUGAUUUCUUGAUAUUCCUUGAAAUAUAUGAAAUAUGAGUAUCUUCAAAAAGAAUUAAUGAGAAUAAAUGAGUUACUUUUUGAAUCAUCUACUGGUUUAUCA
Messenger RNA from Malaya genurostris, 2382 nucleotides. RefSeq lists its product as uncharacterized. NCBI's taxonomy places the organism in Eukaryota, Metazoa, Arthropoda, Insecta, Diptera, Culicidae. The coding region runs from base 397 to 2031 and encodes 544 amino acids. The record is from RefSeq and is a predicted model, not a curated record. The transcript has 2 exons.